CGGGGUCGCGCGGGUGGGCGGUUGCUGGGUCGGGUCGCGCGGGUGUGUGAGGGGGGAGCGCAGCCAUGUCGGAGCGGAAGGUUUUGAACAAAUACUACCCGCCGGACUUUGAUCCUGCUAAGAUCCCAAAGCUCAAACUCCCAAAGGACCGUCAGUAUGUGGUGCGGCUCAUGGCUCCCUUCAACAUGCGAUGCAAGACGUGUGGUGAAUACAUCUAUAAGGGGAAAAAGUUUAAUGCUCGUAAGGAGACUGUUCAGAAUGAGGUGUACUUGGGACUUCCCAUCUUCCGCUUCUACAUCAAGUGCACACGUUGCUUGGCAGAGAUCACUUUCAAGACAGAUCCUGAGAACACAGACUACACCAUGGAGCACGGGGCCACUCGCAAUUUCCAAGCUGAGAAACUCUUGGAGGAAGAAGAGAAGAGAAUGCAGAAGGAGAGGGAAGAUGAAGAGCUAAACAAUCCUAUGAAGGUCCUGGAGAACCGAACCAAGGACUCCAAGCUGGAGAUGGAGGUUCUGGAGAACCUGCAGGAGCUCAAGGAGCUCAACCAGCGCCAGGCAAAUGUGGACUUUGAGGCCAUGCUGCAGCAGUACAAGGAGUACGAGGAGGAGCAGAAGCGCAAGGAGCAAGAGGAGGAUGAGCAAGAGAUGAAAGCGAUGCUGGAGCAGGCCCAGAACCGGCGGCUACUGGUCGACUCCGACUCUGAUGAAGAGCCUGCUAAAGUCCACGCAAAGCCAGUGGCAAAAGUUAAACCUACAGACAUCCUUCAGGAGGACCCCCAGUCCCAAGCUAAGAAGUUGAAAACUGAAAGCUGGGAACGGAGCGUGGGCACGUUGAACAGCAAACCCCAGCUAGCCAGGCUGGUCACAGUGAGGAAGCCGAAGCCAGGUGACACCCUGGCUAAUGGGACAGAGAAGCAAGGCGCUGCAGCCAGCACUGGCUCGUUUCCCACAGCAACGGGCACCACGUCCUCCCUCGGCUUGUUGGGGGCGUACGUGGACAGCGAGGACAGCGCGAGUGACUGACGCGCAACCGAGCCGUGGCUGAGAGUGAGGAUUGUGGGCUGUUCCUCCCCUCCCACUUCACAGCCAGCCCAGCACCGAGCUGGCACCGCUGCGUUCAGGCCCCAGCGGGGUUUCCAGGCCGCCUGGCCAUCUGGAGUCCCGGCGUCUCCAUGCAGGGAGCACUGGCGUGUGUAGCCAUCCUGCAAGGGAAAUGCUGUGCACUGGAGAACGCCACCCUCGCCCAAGCUCUGCCUUGGCAGACCACAGCAGCUGUCACCAGCUAACAGCACCAGCAAGCUGAACACAGGGUGGACUGGAUAAACAGCUUCCUCUUACGAGGGUAUUGCCGUUCGGUUGCAGCGAGUGAAGCGCCCCGAUGCUCUCCCAGGCUGGCUGUGCGCAGCCUCAGCUUCCAGGCAGCCCCAGGGAGCGUGCUGUGUCCCAGCCCUGCUCCUGUGAUGUGUCCGCGAGUCCCAGGGCCUGCCUGGACAGUGCACUUUCAGUUUUGCAGCUCCCUACUGUCCUCUCCCCUGCUCUGGCUUUCCCUGUGCAAGACUGUGUGACUCACCAGCCCUCCAGCUGCUAAAAAGGAAUCCCAGGGCCUUUCUCCCUUCCUGCCUUGUGUCUUUGGAAGCAAGGGGAAGGCAGGAGCUCAACAUCCCUCUUUUGCCAGUGAAACACCCCCCUCUGCUCCUCUAGCCAGGGGUGUCUCCUGCCCCUCCACCCCCCUUCACAUGGGGCUCUUUUCCCUCCUGUUGCCCCCUUUGGAAGGGAGCCUGAGUUCCCCUGUUAUUUCUCUGCUGGAUGAGAUGCCAAAUGCUGCAGCACUUAAUCUGGCGUGGCCCCCCCAGGCCUCUUCUGCUGCCAGAGUUAGGCUCAAUUCUACUGCUGUCCUGGAAUCAGGUCCCUGCACUGGCUGGGUAGAGACACCUGCCCUGCUUAUCUAGAUAGUUCUGGCCCUCACAGGGGAGGACAGCAGAGCUGGGGGGGUCCAGCCAAGGGCUGGGGACCCCUCCUGCAGUCCAGCUGCUCCCACCCGCUCUGUGCUAAAGUCAUCUCUGCUUCUGGUGGUCAGGGAGCAGUUGGGUUUCCUCCCCUCACUGCCAGGUAAUAAAGUGGAUUUGUCGGA
Rhea pennata is the source of this 2133-nucleotide messenger RNA. It is a transcript of the gene YJU2, whose product is annotated as YJU2 splicing factor homolog. Gene Ontology annotation, cellular component: U2-type catalytic step 1 spliceosome. The record is from RefSeq and is a predicted model, not a curated record. Bases 66 to 1025 code for a protein of 319 amino acids. Lineage: Eukaryota; Metazoa; Chordata; Aves; Rheiformes; Rheidae. The transcript is spliced from 8 exons. Gene Ontology annotation, biological process: mRNA splicing, via spliceosome.